AUGAAGGAGGUCAGGGUAGUGAUCAUGGGUGGCGGAGGAGUUGGCAAGUCGGCCCUCACGGUCCAAUUUGUUCGCAAUGUCUUUGUCUCGACGUACGAUCCGACCAUCGAGGACACCUAUCGCAAGGUCAUCUCCAUCGACGGGCAACAAUGUCUUGUCGAGAUCUUGGAUACGGCAGGUACCGAACAAUUCAUGGCGCUCAAGGAGCUCUACAUGAAGUCAGGCCAAGGCUUUCUCCUCGUCUUUUCCCUUACUCAACUGUCUAGCGUCAAUGAGCUCGGCCCCUUGCGAGAACAAAUCGUCAGGAUAAAGGGUUCCAAGGUCCCCAUCGUCCUCGUAGGCAACAAGUCAGAUCUACGCCCGGAACGCCAAGUGCCCCGUGAAGUGGGCACAAACCUCUCACGGGCGUGGGGUAACGUGCCGUACUAUGAAGCAUCAGCGAGAAAGAAGAUCAACGUCGAUGAGAUAUUCGCAGACAUAGUACGGCAAUGUCGGGCCUGGGAGCUCGUCAAUGGGUCGGCGAGCCAGUCGGUCAAGAGCGGAAGGAAGGACAAGAAGUGCGUGGUCAUGUGA
Messenger RNA from Jaminaea rosea, 573 nucleotides. RefSeq names its product putative RSR1-GTP-binding protein. Lineage: Eukaryota; Fungi; Basidiomycota; Exobasidiomycetes; Microstromatales. The record is from RefSeq and is a predicted model, not a curated record. Gene Ontology annotation, cellular component: plasma membrane. Bases 1 to 573 code for a protein of 190 amino acids. Gene Ontology annotation, molecular function: GTP binding; GTPase activity; GDP binding. The transcript is spliced from 4 exons. Gene Ontology annotation, biological process: signal transduction.